AACGCUCAUAACACUGCAGUUAUUUCGAAUGGAGAUGCACAUUUUAACCACAACCCUUAAGCAAGCGGCCAAUGAAGAGCAGCAGCAACAGCACCACCAACAUGCUGUCAACAUCCGCUGCGCAUACCGUUCGUUUUGCAAGCAGUUUUACGCUAACAUUCGGCGCCACACGGAACUAUUGCAAUCCAUUGCCUCGUUUUCGAAAGUGUUUAGCCCUAUCAGUGUGGUGCUGUACUAUGGAGCUCUCAUUACAAUAACAUGCACAUGCUUUUACGUAAUGAAGCAUGACGUUUCUACAACCACAGUCUGCUAUGCAGGAUUUGCAGUUUAUAUGCUAUUCAAUACGCUACUGUUUUGCAAAAGCAUCGAUAGUGUUAAUGAUCUGCACACGGAGGUGGGAUACAUUAUGUACAGCGAGUACUGGCCAGCGACGCUACAGUAUGCGGACCAGGGCUUGUCAACCGAAACACUGCGACCCUUGCGCCGCAGUAUAUUGAUCGUUUUGCAGCAAACUUUGCGACCGCUCCGAUUCGGUUACGGCGUGUCCGGUUCCCUUUCGAUGCAAAGAUUCGGAGAAUUCAUGCAACAAAUUUACUCACUGAUAAUGUUUCUAGCUCAGCUUAAUUAGAACAAUAGUUUUUGACAUUAUCGUUAGUCACGUAGGAGUUACCAAGUGUGCAGUGUUCUUCAUUCUUAUAAGAAAACACAUCGUGUGUCGGCAAUGUUAGUUUCACUGAAGACUCUGUUUGUUUGUUUUUUCCCUGUUGGACACCGUGUUCCUUGCGUUUGAUGUAUUAUUCGUAACAACUAUGCCAAUUAUCUGCUGUUAAUUAUCGUACGUAUAGAACAACAUUUUGUCACCUGCAAAUACUGGUUCUUGUCUCCAGUUUGUCAUCGAUUCUAGUCGUAUCAACACGCAUUUACUACUGCACACUAUGUGGCAUCACCUGGUGCAUUUGUGGUUUCAGUUUCUACUUGGACGAUUCAUCACAUUCACCGACAGUUCAGACUACUUCGGUCUGUACAAAACGCUGGCCACAAUAUCGGCCAUUCACUACGAUGCGUCCUGCUGGUUCGAUCGAGCGAUCUGGAUCGUCUACCGAUCGCUGCCAAUUUUGGUGAACAUCUCCUACUUCUACAAAGCCUAUCGGCUCAUGCUGUUUCCCGAAGACAACACCUCAGCCGCCAGCGUUAUCGCAUCAGUGUGGGGCUUUACCGAGGGAACGCUACGCAUUUGUCUCAUAGAGCUGCGGUAUGGCACGCUGGCUAGCAUAAUGUCCUUCCUGAACGAGCGAUCGUACCGGCAGCAAGAUUCGCUGGUGCGUCAGCAACGUGCCACCCUGUUCGGCGAGAACAACCGCAUCCAGCUCAUUCUUGUCGCCACGAUGCUGAUGGAAGCGAUCUGGUUCAUGACGACGCAGCUCUUCAGCCGGGAUGCCUUUAUGCUGCAAGUGAACGGACACGUGGUGGACAGCAUAGCGGUUCAAAUUCUUUACGGUCUGCUGUCGAACGUGUGGGGCCUAAUCUAUGUGCUUUCCUUUGCCAUAUUCUACAUCAUCAUGAACACUCUGCAUCUGGAAAUGAGCAUUCUGCUGGACGGCAUUACAAAUGUACAGUUCACGGUUAUGCGACGGUUGAAGCAACGAAUGGAAACGCUAGCUGCAUCCGGACAUUCCUCAACUAUAGAACAGCAAGUUUUCUGGAGCAUUCUACAGCCAGAGCUGAACAGCCACAUCUCACGGCACGUUGAUCUACUUGACAACCUCAAAGAGUUCAGCUCUAUUUUGGGCCCAUUUUCCUUCGUACAGUACUAUGGUACCUUUGCGCUGAUUGCCGACUGUGGAUUCAUCCUUUCCAUAGAGGGUCUGUCGGCAAACGGUAUGAUCUAUCUGCUGUUCGUUACCGUAUUAGUGUUUCAAUCGUUCAUCCUUUGUCGCGGAAUCGAGAAGUUAAAUGAUCUGGUAAGAAACUGCAAUGAUAUGAUUGCUUUUUUAACGAACCAGAGUUAUUUCUUAUUGCUUCACCAACUCCAGAACGAAGCCAUUGGACAAGCCCUGUACAGCGGGUUUGACUGGCCCGACAUGCUUCAGUACGAUCAUCGCUUUCGCCGCCAGUACGUAACCGCGCGGCAUACGUUAAUGAUCGUUAUUGGCCGCUCCCAGAAAGGAUUCCAGUGUUCGUACGGAGGUCUCGGCAGCAUCUCUAUGGAACGCUUCGCUCAGCUCAUGCAGAAAAGCUACUCGUUGUUAACGAUUUUACUACAGUUCGCCAAGUAAAAGCUACAAACAUGGGAACGCAUCCAACCACAACAACUAGAACAAAUCACUAUGCUGCACUAUACAUCCAAACACAUCUGUUAGUAAUCGUUGCUAGCGUUGGUGCACAAAGCAAAGCACACGCUUCGAGAUUCGUACGUUCUUCAAAUAUUUUCAGAACCUAACCUAUAGGUAAUUGGUGACCAAUCUCACUGUACUACUACAUCACACUGCCCACAUUGCAUUAGUUGCUGGUUUAUACAAAUACAGCUGAUACUGAUACACGUUUACUUUCAUGCUAGCCAGCUCAAGCCGGCCC
Messenger RNA from Anopheles merus, 2574 nucleotides. RefSeq lists its product as uncharacterized. Gene Ontology annotation, cellular component: plasma membrane. Gene Ontology annotation, molecular function: olfactory receptor activity; odorant binding. The transcript is spliced from 4 exons. The coding region runs from base 936 to 2276 and encodes 446 amino acids. Gene Ontology annotation, biological process: detection of chemical stimulus involved in sensory perception of smell; sensory perception of smell. Lineage: Eukaryota; Metazoa; Arthropoda; Insecta; Diptera; Culicidae. The record is from RefSeq and is a predicted model, not a curated record.